Molecule: messenger RNA, 2710 nt
Organism: Cynocephalus volans (Philippine flying lemur)
Lineage: Eukaryota; Metazoa; Chordata; Mammalia; Dermoptera; Cynocephalidae
Gene: YKT6
Product: YKT6 v-SNARE homolog
Exons: 7
Coding region: 192-788 (198 amino acids)
Biological process (GO): endoplasmic reticulum to Golgi vesicle-mediated transport
Cellular component (GO): Golgi apparatus
Molecular function (GO): SNAP receptor activity
Source: RefSeq, a predicted model, not a curated record
UGAACCCCGAGCAAAGGGGAGGAAGCCGGCGGCGGCCCCGUCAGCAGCCGGCGGCUGGGAGGCGGGGCGGCGGCGGCGACGGCGACGGCGACGGCGACGGCGACGACGACCGUGGUUCCCAGGAGGGGCGGCCGCGCUGCUUCCUGCGAGCCGGCCCCGCGGGCGGGCGGGCGGCCCGAGGGCGCGGCGCCAUGAAGCUGUACAGCCUCAGCGUCCUCUACAAAAGCGAGCCCAAGGCGGUGCUGCUCAAAGCAGCGUACGACGUGUCCUCCUUCAGCUUCUUCCAGAAGUCCAGUGUGCAGGAAUUCAUGACCUUCACAAGCCAGCUGAUUGUGGAGCGCUCCGCGAAAGGCAGCAGAGCUUCUGUCAAAGAACAAGAGUACUUGUGCCAUGUCUACAUCCGGAACGACGGUCUUGCAGGUGUGGUCAUUGCUGAUAAUGAGUACCCAUCCCGGGUAGCCUUUACCUUGCUGGAGAAGGUUCUAGAUGAAUUCUCCAAGCAGGUUGACAGGAUAGACUGGCCCGUGGGCUCCCCUGCUACAAUCCAUUAUGAUGCCCUGGACGGUUACCUCAGUAGAUACCAGAACCCUCGAGAAGCUGACCCCAUGACUAAAGUGCAGGCUGAACUAGACGAGACCAAAAUAAUCCUGCACAACACCAUGGAGUCUUUGUUAGAGCGAGGUGAGAAGCUAGACGACUUGGUGUCCAAAUCUGAAGUGCUGGGAACGCAGUCUAAAGCCUUCUAUAAAACUGCCAGGAAACAAAACUCGUGCUGCGCAAUCAUGUGACACAGGCUGCAGAGGCCCUGUGCUGGACCGUCACCAUCAUUCACAUCAAAACUGCAGCCUCCAGAAGAGAAGAAACAACCAUAGAAGAGGAUCUGGAGUGGGGCGGACUGGCCAUUUUUAAUUUGGAGUUCCUGGGAGGGACCGAGGGAUGGUGGAAGGGUGGGGAACACACAAAUUCUUAUGUCUGGUUGUGAUUUGGGGGAAGAAUUUGAGUCCUCCAAAGGUGUAUUUUUGGGCAAAUGAAACCAUAAACUCCGAGUGGCUCCUGUGGAUGCUCAACGGCUCAAUGCUUCUCAGCCAACCUGGGAAGGCUUUGCAAGAGGGAGGUCAGAGCCAGCACUUUCUUGAUUCUCGAUAUGUCUUUGGAUUUUAUUUGUACAUUAACCAUAUUAACACUCCAGUGAGUGGGGCUGUUGGGGUGGGGGGGUUCCUGCUGACAGGGCUGGGUGGGCAGAGUUUAAAGCCUCUUGGGAAAGCCUUCCCUGGGGCCACUGUUGGAGAUGGGCGAGCCCACCACAGUGGCCAGAGCUUGGUGGUGGGCAGCGCUUCAGACUCAGGGUUUGUGGGGGUGGAAACAGUCAUUGGAUCUCACAAGUUCUGAGACUUGUUCCUGCUGGGAUUGGCUUCUUGCUGCAGCAGGGCCCAUCCUGAGCACCUUUCAUCCAGUACCAGGGAGUGACUAGUGGGAGGUGCUGGGAAGGAGCUGAGACACAGGUGGAGUGUGUGGCUGGGGACUGAGCCUGGGAAGGUGCGACAGUCAGCUGGAGCUCCUGUCUUCAGGGAAGGUCCAAACAGGUACACUCAGCUGCCCAGGUAGGGGGACCCCUGCCUUGACCUGCAAUUUGACUUUGAACAUCAGGAUCAAAACAGCAGUGCUGUAGUCUCUCAAGACUGGUUUUUAUUUGCCUCUCUGGCUACGAGACUGUCUUGGCAACUGCCUGGGCCUGUGCAUCUGAACACAUGGGUCUUUCCCAUGGACACCAGGAGGAGAUGCCAGCCAGCCUGAUAAUUCCCAGCACUGCCUGCGGUCUGGCAAGUGCAGGCCUGUGAGCCCCUUCAUGGUCAGAGACAGCUGCAGGGAUGGUGGAGGCCGAGGGUUGGUCUGAGCUGGUGCCCACCCGGGGCAGGAGCUGCCACAGCUGAGGCCUGAACUCUGGACAUAGCUGGAGCAGCCCAAGAUGUGCAGCCCCUUGGAGUCCUAGCACUGUGUCCAAACUGCUGCUUCAUGCCCACUCUGCUGAGGAUGCACGUGGGGCCCCCCCGGAAGCCCCUGCUGGAUGCUGUUGACGAGUUUUGAGCCCGUGGACUCAUCCUUGGAAUCCCUGCCCUGAGAGCUUCCACUGUCCCUGCUGGGAGUCCCAAAUCCCCAGUUUGGGCAGGGGUGGGCAAGGCAAGAGGGUGGGGCCUCUUUACCUGCCACUGCCCUUUUUCUCUAGGCACUGUGCUCUCCCCCUGCUGUGUGGUGGUCCUACCACCAUGGACACCCCCAGCCAGUGCCCCCUGGAAGGCACAGACCCAGCCUGCUGACUGGUGCCUGAGGAGUAGUGAGGUGGGCCUGGAUCCUGAGGGAGGGAGAAGGAACCAUGGGACAUUGCCUCUUUCCUUGUCCCCAUGUGGAGGAUGCUGGGGAGGGAUGUGGGGGUGGGUAGUGAAUUUGGGAGAAGAGGAAGUGAGACUUUCAGCCACCUCUGGCUGCCUUUCAAGGGGCUGGGCCUGGGUCUUGCUGAGCAGGGCAGCCGGGUAGGUGGGUCUGACUCAGCACAGUGACGACACAGGGCCCGCCUGCUUUUCCCUGCACCCUGUAGUAUGCUAAUGUUAAAUCAUUUGGCAAGAGUGUGUUUUUUAUAUAACUACAGCCUAACUUCUCGGUGUUCUGUUUGAGAGGUCUCUGUUGGGAUAAAGUUGUCUUUUGGAAUUGCAAA